AUGAGGACCAGUAGCUUCUAUUUGACUCUGUGCUGUAUUGUGGGCACAGUACUAGCUUCUGCAGGUGACCGUUUACAGGAAUUCAAAGAGUGUAAUGAGGUGUGCCGGGAGAAGCUGAAUUGUGAUGGUUAUGAUGGCAGCAUCGACAUCAGGAGCUCACGAUUUUUUUCCUACGCGUUCAAGGACAACUGGUUUAUCCAUAGGUUGUUGCUUUGGGACUGUGAGGCUGAAUGCGACUACCAGUGUCAGCAUGUAGUCACUAAGGAGCGUAUCGAAAACAACAAAGACGUCUACCAGUUCCAUGGGAAAUGGCCAUUUUUCAGGUUUUUAGGAAUGCAGGAGUUCUUUUCUGCCAUUUUCUCGGUUGGUAAUGUCUACUCUCAUUUGAAGGGGUGGCGUAUGGUCAAGCGUGAACUUGCCACAGUUGCUCCGGGGCAAAAGACACGCGUACUCCUACACCAAUAUAUGUAUGUUGCAGUUGUUGGAAUGCUGGCAUGGACCUUCAGCACGAUCUACCACACGCGUGAUUUGGAAAUUACCGAGAAACUUGACUAUUUCUUUGCUGGGGCCACCGUCCUUACUGCCUCGAAUGCCAUUUUCACGCGUGCGCAGCGCCUAGAUCUCUAUCCAAGGCUCCAAAAGCUCUUUUCAAGCACUAUUGCAACGAUAUUCCUGCUGCAUAUCAUCAGAUUAUACUUGAACUGGUCAUACAGCUAUAACAUGCGCUUCAAUAUCUUCUUUGGUAUCUGUCAGUUCGUAAUGCUGACAGUACUGGUUAUUCAGAACUACAGGAAACUCAAAUCUGCCGAAGCCCACAGUUCGUAUAUUAACCGCCUAAAUUUGAAGUUUGAAUUGGUCUGGGCUCCUUUCUUAAUAGUUUGUUAUUCCCUAGUUGCAGUCUCCUGUGAGAUAUUUGACUUCUUCAGUUACAGAUUCCAGAUAGAUUCCCACGCAAUAUGGCAUGGUUUAAUUAUCUUCCCAACGUAUUAUUUGUAUGAAUUUUUCAUUAAAGACUUUCGUUACAUCGACUUCGAGAACAAAACAGGUUCGAAAAGCCUGAGGUAA
This is a messenger RNA of Eremothecium sinecaudum, 1065 nucleotides long. It is a transcript of the gene PER1, whose product is annotated as Per1p. Gene Ontology annotation, cellular component: endoplasmic reticulum membrane. The record is from RefSeq and is a predicted model, not a curated record. Gene Ontology annotation, biological process: GPI anchor biosynthetic process. The transcript has a single exon. NCBI's taxonomy places the organism in Eukaryota, Fungi, Ascomycota, Saccharomycetes, Saccharomycetales, Saccharomycetaceae. Bases 1 to 1065 code for a protein of 354 amino acids. Gene Ontology annotation, molecular function: hydrolase activity, acting on ester bonds.